This is a messenger RNA of Glossina fuscipes, 1030 nucleotides long. RefSeq names its product peptide methionine sulfoxide reductase (gene MsrA). NCBI's taxonomy places the organism in Eukaryota, Metazoa, Arthropoda, Insecta, Diptera, Glossinidae. The coding region runs from base 49 to 846 and encodes 265 amino acids. The transcript is spliced from 4 exons. The record is from RefSeq and is a predicted model, not a curated record. Gene Ontology annotation, molecular function: peptide-methionine (S)-S-oxide reductase activity.
UCUAAUACUUUUCGGCAUUUUUAAUCGUGUGUUGUUCAGUGAAGCACUAUGGCGACUUUUAACUUUUUGAUUGCUGUCGGUUCUUUAGCACUGGUUUUAGGAAAUCAAAGCGAUUUGAAGCAUUGCAUAUUUAGUUCACUUCACAUCGUCAUACAAAGCAUUGUAAAUAGCAUUGUACGUAAUGAGCAAAAAGAAUUGAAUAUAGCACCAGUGCAUCAUCUGGAUAGAGCCUUUAAAACAGCUACCUUUGGUAUGGGCUGUUUUUGGGGCGCGGAAUCUCUAUACGGAGGCACUCGUGGUGUUCUACGUACCACAGUAGGUUAUGCCGGUGGCACAAAGGAUCAGCCAACAGGCGAUCAUACUGAGGUCUUGGAAAUUGAUUAUGAUCCUACGGUGAUAUCGUAUCAACAGCUUUUACAUAUAUUUUGGAAUAAUCACGAAUAUGGCUUAACCACCGUCAUCAAGAGGCAAUACAUGUCGCUAAUACUCUACCACGAUGACGAACAAAAACAAAUUGCUGAACUUUCCAAAGCUAAGGAAGGAAAGAGACGUACUCCCGAAGUUAUUACCACUGAAAUAGCACCCAAACGCAAUUUUUAUCCAGCAGAAGAUUAUCAUCAAAAAUAUCGUUUACAAGGUCACCGUGAUCUUUCUGAAACUCUUAAUCUUAAUUCGAAACUUUUAAGAACCUCUUAUGUAGCCACCAAAUUGAAUGGUUACUUGGUAGGCGUGGGAGGUGUGGAACAAUUCAAAACGGAGGUAGAUACCAUGGGUCUAACACCGUCUCAAAAAGAAUACUGUUAUCACUAUAUUGAAAAAAACGAAGGACAGGGCUUAUACUGUUGACCGCAAAAAACUGUUUGUGGCGUUAUAGAUAUUAAGCUCAAAAAAUAUACAAUUUAAGCAUAAUUAUAAAAUCAUCUCUUCUAGGAUACGUUUAAGAGCUUUUGUAUAGGCAAACAUAUGUAUCUAUUGUGAAUAAACAAUUGUUUAGUAUAAUUUAAGAGAAAUUGUUUCUAUUCGUACAUUA